AUGGUCUUGGACAAGGGCAUGAGCGGUGGCAAAAGGAAGAAUGGCAGCUGCGAGGAAAAAGAGGGUAUGAGGAAGAGUGCAUGUGGUCGUGGUCAUGGUCGGGUCAAAGGGGAAAGUUCAGAACCGGAGGAGGAAGAAGAAAGUUCAGAACCGGAGGAGGAAGAAGAGGAGGAGGAGGAGGAGGUGGAGGAGACGGGACCUGAUGUUCUCCGCUGCCCUAUCUGCUUCAACCCCCUGACUCCGCGCAUUUAUCAGUGCAGAAACGGACAUAUUGUUUGCUCCCAUUGCUGUCCUAAACUCAAAAAUAGAUGCCAUGUGUGUUCCCAACCUCUCGGUCGCCGGCGGUGUAUCGCGCUAGAGAAAGUCAUCGAAUCCAUUAAGAGCCCAUGCAAACAUGCCAAUUUCGGAUGCAGAGCUAUUCUAUCCUUUGCUGAGAAAGUUGCACAUGAAAAAUAUUGUCGUUAUCCCUCUCUCUUCUGCCCAAUCAGCAAUUGUAGGUUCUUCGGCUCAAGGAGUCUUCUCUUCGCACAUGCCAAACAAAAUCACCUUGGCAUUUCAAUGAAUUUCUUGUAUAAUCGAUUUUUCAUGAUUGCUUUGAAGAAUAAACAACCUUUUAUGAUUCUUCUUGGGGAGGAUGGCUAUAUCUAUCUCCUCCUGAACACUCGUGAGAACUGCCGUGGGAAUAUGCUAUCUGUGAUCUGCAUGGGUCCGAGCAUUCCUGAGGACGAGGAGUUCUUAUACGAGCUUAAAGCGGAUGCCGGGGGAAGUUCGCUUCAGCUUAGGACCUCGGUGCAAAAGAUGAUUCAGUGGAAUGGAGUUCAUACUUUGAAAGCCUUCCUGGUUGUUCCAGACGGCUUCUUUGCUUCUAGUCGAUUGUCUAUAAAUGUUCGCAUCUAUAAAUAGUAUUUUGUUGUAAGGAAAAAAAAGAAA
Phalaenopsis equestris is the source of this 930-nucleotide messenger RNA. Its product is annotated as putative E3 ubiquitin-protein ligase SINA-like 6. Gene Ontology annotation, molecular function: zinc ion binding. NCBI's taxonomy places the organism in Eukaryota, Viridiplantae, Streptophyta, Magnoliopsida, Asparagales, Orchidaceae. Bases 1 to 903 code for a protein of 300 amino acids. The transcript is spliced from 3 exons. The record is from RefSeq and is a predicted model, not a curated record.